Messenger RNA from Lolium perenne, 509 nucleotides. Its product is annotated as probable magnesium transporter NIPA9. Gene Ontology annotation, molecular function: magnesium ion transmembrane transporter activity. Lineage: Eukaryota; Viridiplantae; Streptophyta; Magnoliopsida; Poales; Poaceae. Gene Ontology annotation, cellular component: membrane. The record is from RefSeq and is a predicted model, not a curated record. Gene Ontology annotation, biological process: magnesium ion transport.
AUGGGCUCUGCUCCCUCCCUCCCUCUCCCCUCCCUCCCUCCCUCUCCCCUCCCUCCCCUUCCCCGGAUCGCCGACGCCGCCGUUUAUCUUCUCACUGUUUAUUACGCUCUGCUGCGCGCGCAGGUGAUACGGCGGUACGCGCUCAACAGGCUCUGGAUCAGCGGCUUCCUCCUCGACAUGUGCGGCGCCGCGCUCAUGCUCACCGCGCUCUCGCAGGCGCCCGUCUCUGUCGUGCAGCCCGUUGCCGGCUGCGGCCUCGCCAUACUCUGCGUCUUCUCCCACUUCUACCUCAAGGAGGUCAUGAAUGGCCUCGACUGGAUCGCCAUCACGCUGGCCGGUGUCGGCACCAUAGGAGUCGGCGUUGGAGGGGAGGAGCAGAAAGUGGAAGAGAUUCCCCUUGUCAGUAUACCCUGGCUGGUGCUCUGCAUUCUCAUCUUGUUUGUAGGUUCUGCUCAACACUUGGCUUCAUAUGUACAAGAAACAAAGGCGUGACCAAGAUUUGGUGAGCA